This is a messenger RNA of Drosophila sulfurigaster albostrigata, 9877 nucleotides long. It is a transcript of the gene E(bx), whose product is annotated as nucleosome-remodeling factor subunit NURF301. Gene Ontology annotation, cellular component: NURF complex. The coding region runs from base 313 to 9150 and encodes 2945 amino acids. Gene Ontology annotation, biological process: regulation of transcription by RNA polymerase II. The transcript has 13 exons. NCBI's taxonomy places the organism in Eukaryota, Metazoa, Arthropoda, Insecta, Diptera, Drosophilidae. Gene Ontology annotation, molecular function: RNA polymerase II cis-regulatory region sequence-specific DNA binding. The record is from RefSeq and is a predicted model, not a curated record.
CCAGAUGUCGCUUGCGACAUUAGCAAAUGAAAGACGCGCUGUGAUUGGCUGACUGUACGCUAUUCGGGCUAUAAGUGCAGAAGUAAAAUGUAAGAUAAUGUGUGUUUCAUCGAGAAUAACUAGAAGUGGAAAACCUAAUCGCAUUUGAGACACCGCAUACAUCAUCUUACACACACACAUAGACACGCAACAUACACACCCGCGCUCGCACGUACGCUAGAUUUAAGGCAGAAAGUGGGUGGAACGGGAGAAAAGAGCUGGAGAAAGAUCAGAAGAUCAUAACAGAAACAAACGGAUCGAUCAGCAUAUAUAAUGAGCGGUCGUGGCAGUCGAAAACGAGGACGCCCGCCAAAGACGCCAAAUGAGCGUUCAUCGUCGGGACGUUUCAACUAUCAACUGCUCAAGAAGCCCAAAUAUCUCAGCGAAGGCAAAUCACAGCCAAGCACGCCGUCAGCAUCACGAUGCAUCUCGCCCCAGAGCGAUGAGUGCAGUCGCAGCAGUCACAAUAAUCGCGGCAGUGCUCGGGGCUCCGGCGCCAAGCGAGGACGCGGACGCAAAUCAAAUGUACAUGCAAACACCAGCACCAACAGUUAUUCGGCCAGAAAAGGCUACGAAUCGGAAUACCAUUAUGGGUCCGAUUUCGGCGAUUCGGACGACGAGAAGUCGGACAAUGAAGACGAUAUGCUGCUGACGCCUAGCGAUGACGAGAGUCUGGAUGCUGCCAACGAGAGCGAGUCGGAAUUUUCUGUCUGCAGUUUCACACAAAACGGCCUCGGAAGGCCGCCACGUCCGCCCAGUCCAGAGCCCAUUUGGCUGCAGGAGGGCAGAGAGUUUCCUGCGUUGGAGUUACCGGAAUCAUCGGAAGAUCUAUUCAUUGGGAAUGCGCAUGUGUUGCGCGCUCUAAGUAUUUAUGAAGUAUUGCGACGUUUUCGUCAUCUGGUACGUCUCUCACCGUUCCGCUUCGAGGACUUUUGUGCGGCUCUGGUGUGCGAGGAGCAGAGUGCUCUGCUCACCGACGUUCACAUAAUGCUGCUCAAGGCAAUCUUACGCGAGGAGGAUGUACAGGGCACCCAUUUUGGUCCGCUCGAUCAGAAGGAUACGGUUAACAUCAGUUUGUAUCUGAUCGAUGCCAUCACCUGGCCCGAAGUGUUGCGCAGCUAUGUGGAAAGUGAUAAGGAAUUCGAUCGUGACGUCUAUCAUAUCCUUUGCUCCGGUGAAUAUCCGUAUUCGGGUGUCGAUAAUCGUUUGACUGUGCUGCAAUUUCUGGGCGAUCAAUUCCUCACUGCCAAUUGUGUGCGUGAUGUGAUGGUCCAGGAGGGACCCAUUCACUAUGACGAUCAUUGUCGUGUGUGUCAUCGUCUCGGCGAUUUGCUGUGCUGCGAAACAUGCCCGGCUGUCUAUCACUUGGAAUGCGUCGAUCCGCCCAUGAACGAUGUGCCCACCGAGGACUGGCAGUGUGGCUUGUGUCGCUCCCACAAGGUAUCCGGUGUGGUGGACUGUGUGCUGCCGCAGGAGAAGCAAGGUGUGCUCAUCCGUCACGAUAAUCUGGGUGUCGAUCGUCAUGGUCGUCGCUAUUGGUUUAUUGCGCGUCGCAUCUUUGUCGAGGAUCAGCUCGAUGGCACCUGCUGGUAUUACAGUAAUCAGGCCAAGUUUGAGUUGCUUCUAAAGCGCAUGGAUGCCACCGAGUUGGAAUCGCGACUGUAUGUACAGUUAACUGAUCGCCAGGAGGAGAUUGAGCGUCAGAUGAAGUUAACCGAAUCGCUGACAAACGAGCACAAACACAACAACAAACGCACCCAAAUCGAUCUCGAGCAAGAGGCUACACAAGAACUGCUCGAAAAGGAGGCAGCAGCGGCAGCUAAUGAUGAGGAAGAAAAUGACGGAGAAUCUUCUCCGCCGGCUGAGGUAGCUAAAAAGGUCGCGGAGGACAAUAAGAUGGUGACACGCCAGAAGACGAAUCAAAUGAACAGCGGCACACUCUACUUCAAGCUGGGCAUGGAGCAGGGCUUUAAGAACUAUGUCAAUCAAUAUGCCACCAAUCCGAUAGCCCUGAACAAGCCGCAACGCAACGAGGAGCGCGACAAGCGUCGCCAUUUGUCGCACAAAUUCUCGCUAACGACUGCAUCGGAUUUCAAAUGGAUUGGCAUUACGAUGGGCACUUGUGACAACAUUAUUACAACGCUGCGCCAGACGCUCAUCAAUUUCGAAUCGAAUAUUGCCGCCUCCUUUAUGAAUCCCAACUGGUUGAACAACAAAAAGAUGUGGAACAGCGCCGUAAUGAAUGCGAAACGAGCCACAGAUUUCGGUGCCGUAAUGCUGCUGUUUCAGUCGUCACUCAAAAGCGUUGUCUUCGCCAACGUGUGGCACGAGCAGCUGGGACACAUGCAAUUGCAACGCAUCACGAGUGCAGAGCGUGAGGAGCGCAAGAAGCAGGAGAAACGCGAGAAGCGUGAACGCGACGAUGAGGAGGAACGCAAUCGCUUGGCCUUCAACUACAUUAAAUACUCGCUGGGCCUGAAGCACCAGGUGUGGAAGCAAAAGGGCGAGGAGUAUCGUGUCCACGGCCAAUGGGGAUGGCUCUGGUUGUCGAGCAGUCGCCGUUGCGGAGUCCGUGCACGACGCACGCGCGCCCAGCCGUUGACCCACGCUCGCAUCUAUGUGCAUUAUUCGAUGGGCGAGGAGGAGACGGAGACGGCUGUCAAUGAGAGCGUGCUCGUUGAUCCGCGCACACAGCGCUUUAUGCAGCAAUGUGAAUCGAUUCACAGCGAGGGACAGAUUUGCCAUUAUCUUCCCGAGAACCAUACCAACAUCAAGGUCUAUGAGGAUGUGGGCGAUCGUGUGGCCGGUCACAUUGAUGUGAGCAAAGCCCUGACAGCACCAGGACGACAUUACUACCCGAAGGUGGCACGCAAAUGCCGCCUGGAUGAUUUGCUGGAGCGUCGCACAAAAUUGGCCGAGGUGGAGCAACAAAUCGCCUUCAAAUCGGAUGUGGAAAGCGAUGUCAAACCGCUGUUGAUUACAGCGAGCGCCGCGAACAACAAACAAACGUAUCUGGAGAAGCGUUUGAUGCGUCUCACCGAAUCGGCGGGUCCCGGCAAGAAUCUGGCCACCACUGUGAAUUUCGAUCUUGUCAAUUCGCUGGCCAAGCAAAUCCAAACAGUGCGCAUGCAAUUCAGUCAGCUGAAUCGCUUUGCGAAGACUUUCCGCUGCUACACCAAGGAGUGCAAUACUAACUCAAAUGCCGUCUCACAAAUCACGCAAAACACUUGCUAUUCCCCGCUCUGUCUGCAGAAGGCGCGUGCCAAGAAGGAGCUGCUGCUGCUGCUACGCAAGGCGCACACGGCAGGCAACGGCUCGAAGGAGACUGUUGCCGCCAUUCUGGGUGCUGUGAAGAAACCACCGUCCAUACUCGAGCAGAAGCUCACGGAGGGCAAGAAGGAAGCGGUGCAGCUGACGCUCGAGGAGGUCGAUGAGCACAACAAAACGCUUGAGUCGGAGGCGCCGCUUGACUUGCUGCACGACUGGGAUCAGGCGCGUCAGCAUGCCGUUGCCUUUAGCGAGCAGCUGCUCAAGGAUUGCCUGCUGCUCGAGUCGGAGAAGGAGCCAGCUGCCGAGAAAGUUGCAGUUAAGCAGGAGGAUGCCAGCAUAAAUCCCGAUACGAGCACACAAGACUCGGACAAAAUGGAUUACAUCGAGAGCAUGGAUGUGUGCAGCAAUGUGGAGAUCGAGAGCACCGAAGACUCGUUGGCCGCAGCAGCGAGCGCCGCCAGCUCCACAGCGAAUGCCGAUGAUGUGGACAUAUUCGCAAACACUCGACGCAAGCGCACACAGAAGCCGAAGAAGGCCUACAUUGGCACCAAGGAUGUGCUCGAUCAGACGCUCGACAAGGACAUACCGUUGAACAAGCAGAAUCGUCGCUUCCCCAUCACAGCGCGUCCCGUGAAGCGCGAGGAUGUCACCAAGUAUGAACGCGAAUAUUUUGAGAAUGGCAGCGAACGUGUUUACUCGUCCACAUCAUCGCGAGGACGCGUCUAUUUGCUGCGCGAUGCGGCCAAGCUGUAUGAGCAAUCGGUCAAGGCAGAGGACAAGACAAAGGUGGUAAAGAAUGCGACCUAUGCACGCUAUCCGCUCAUCUCCAACUUCUUGACGCAUAAGCAAAAGCGAAGUCUCUUGGUCUUGCCACGUUACGAGCUGCUGAAAUUGGCUCGUUUGGCGGGCAAAGCUCCCAGCAGUGGCUUCCAUCAUGGGGCGAAGAACAAUUCCAUUUGGCAGUAUCAAUGUUCGCGUCCAUUGUUCCGCACCUGUUGGUCUUAUCGUACAUCGAAUGCCACCACAUUGUCGAGCAUUGCGCUGCAGUUGCGCAUUUUGUGGUCGUGUUUGCGCUGGGAUGACAUGAUUGCCAAGUCACCGUCCACCGAUGGCAAGCAUCAGGUGACCACCGAGAACGAGAUUGUCACAUUGGAGUUGCUCAAGUUGCGUCACGCUGGUCGCUAUGGCGAAAAGACGAGCUAUCUGCGGCGCAAGGUCGUCAUUCCACUGGAGAUGCCAAAGACUAUUCGAGAGGUCACAUCGAUACGUUCUGGCUUGCGCAAACGGAAGCGUGCCGAGUCGCCGCAGCCCACAGAGCCGCAGAUUAGCGAGGAAUGGGUGGACGAGGACAAGCUGGAGCUGUGGGAAAUCAAGUUCAUUGGCGAGAAGCAGGAGAAGGCACGCCUCGCAACCGUCACGCGUUCGGUGGCCUCGCGCCAACUCGAGGCAACCAAUGGCGGUGCUGCGAAUAGCCCCAGCAAUGGCAGCCCGGCUGGUGGACGUGUGCUGUUGGCACCGAAGCCCAACGAGGAGGUCAAAGACAAAAUGGAGCAGCAGCUCAAGUUACAACGUGCCGCGCAUCAGCAGCGCAAGAUACUCAACUCUAGCGGCGAAGUGACGCGCUCAUCAACGCCAGUUAAGGGACAAGUGAUUGGCAGCCGACGUGUGAUAGUAAAGAAUCCGGAUGGCACCACGCGCAUCAUUCAGCAGGCUGUGACGCAAGUGCCGCGCACAGUGACGACAGCCACAACGGCAUCAUCAUCGAGUCCAGCACCCUCCAAUGCAGCACAAUCGAAUGCCAGCACAUCAUCGUCCACAACCUCGACGCCGUCGGCAACGCCGCAUAAAGUACAAAUCAUACGUGGCCCAGAUGGCAAAGUCAGUGUGCGUGGUCUCAAUCCCGGCCAGCAGCUGGUGCAGAUGCCCGAUGGCAAGUUGCAUGUGCUGACAACGACACAAGCUUCGAACGUCGCCACGCCAGUGAAAGGGAAAUUGCCAAUUAAAACGCUGGCAACUGGAGGACAAACCCCACAGGCGGUGGCAACAACAACUGCUGGCUCAGCUGCUAACACGCCGGUGAUGAAACAAAUUGCAUUGAAGCAUGUUGCCAAAACGCCGGCGACCCAAACGUUGGCAACAUCACAGCGUGUCACAUUGCCCUUGGCGCAGGUGAGGAAUAAAUUGCUCUUGGCGCAACAGCAACAAGCACAGCAGCAGCAACAACAACAACAGCAGCAAACGACGCCAACAGUUCAGAAAUUAGUGUCGAAAGUGGUGACAAAUGCGUCGCCAUCGCAGCAAGUGUUUGUGCAGCAAGGCUCCAAGUUGCUGGUGACACAAGGAGCGCAGGGUCAAAAGGUAAUCAUAUCUGCAGCCCCGAGUGCACAGCAGCAACAACAACAGACACAGCAGAGCACUGCCACAGUCCAGCAGCAACAAAUUGUGCACACACAGACAAUACAACAGCAGCAGCAGCACAUACAGCAACAGCCAGCCCAACAGCAGCAGCAGCAACAACAACAAAUUGUGGUCAAUCAACAGGUGGGCGCACAGCCCACACAGAAGGUGAUACAGCAGAUUGUCAAUACCAGCAAUGUGCAGCAACAGAUUGUGGUGGGCGGUCAACGCAUCAUUUUGAGUCCGGGCCAAACGAUUGUCACGCAACGCAAUGUGCCGCAAAGUCAAGCAUUGCAGAUGGUGCAGCAGCAGAUACAAACGCAGCAGCAGCAGCAAACAACCACCCAGCAUGUUGUGCAGCAGCCACAACAGCAGCAGCAACAGCAAUUUGUGGUCCAAACCAAUCCGACUGUGCAAGCGGCGACGCCCACAACCCAGACCAAGGUGGUUAAGCAGAUUGUGGUGCAGCAGCCACAGCAGCAACAACAACAACAGCAGCAAGUUAUUGAAGAGAAACCACAAAGCAGCGCAGCCGAAACAGCUGAGGCAACCACACAGCAAGUGUUGGUGCCAAACUCGACGCUGGCACAGCAAUUGGCGCAGGGCAAACUGCAGGUGGCAACGAUCAAUGGGCAGCAAGUGAUUGUCAAACCAUUGGGCAACAAUCAGGCGCAAAUUGUGGCACACAUCAAGCAUCAGGGCGAUGGAAAUGCGCACAUUGUGACGAACAAUGCAACGCCGGCCGUAUCGCAAGCGAGUCCCCAAGCUUCACCCGUCAAACUGCCCACACAACAGCAACAGCAGCAGCAAACUGUGGUGCAACAAGCGCCACAGCAAGUUGUGCAGCAAGUGCAGCAGGUGACCCAGCAGCCGCAGCAACAGCAGCACAUUGUGCAACAGGUGGUGCAGCAAGCGCAGCCAGCAGCACAGCAACAACAGCAGUUGAGUGUGGAGGAAAGUCUUCUACAGAAUCAACCGCCUGGCACAGUGAUCAAAUGCGUAACUGCCCAAGUCCUGCAAACGGAGCACGGACCACGUAUAGUGCUGCAAGGUCUGGUGGGCAAUGACUUCACAGCUCAACAGCUGCAGCUAGUGCAGACGCAAGUCAAGCAGCAGUUAAUGAAAGCGCAAGAAUCAAAUGGCAAGCUCGGUGUUUUAGGGCCAACAAAAAUUUAUCUUGCUGUGCAGCCGGAAACUGCGGCGCAAUCAUCGCAGCCGCCACCAUUGACACCUGUGCAUCAAUCGGCGACACAUCAACAAGUUGCUCGCAACUCAAAUGAUUGUGUUAAAAGAAAACAUUCUGUCUUGCAAGAAACUGGCGCCAAGGUGAAAGCUGCAACCACCGAUGCUGCUGCAUUAUGCCAUACUAAUAAAAAUAAUGCUAAGAAUAAUGAUGACGGUGACGAUGUCGACGACGACGAUGAUGAUGAUGAAGAGGAGAUUAUAGUUGUGUGCAGUCCGCCACGCAAGAAGGCUGCGAUAUCAAGAUUUACGAAGCACCGCACGUUGCCUUUGCCGCCUCUGUUUAAUGAUGAUGUUGCAUGCCCCUCAUCUGAUCAAAGUAGUCUUAAGUCCCAAGAAAGUAAUGAUGGAAGUGCGCAAGAUUCCCAGCUAGCUGUAGUAGUUAAUAAUGCCAAACAAUCUAAUCAAGAUCAAGCCGUAAAAUUAAAUCAUUUUGAUAGUGCUAAAGCCGCCAAUCGAUGUCUAUUACAGACUAACUCCAACACCACCAACAACACCAACAGCAUCAGCAGCAACAACAUCAUUUGUGAGAACAACGACGCCGCCACGGCUUCAGCUCUUGUCGAGAACAACGACGACCAGAACAACCACAACCACAACACAACUGCCAGCGGCGGUGAAUCCAUUGAGCUGCUCGAGUCCAGUGGCUUUGCCCAAGCUGAUAAGCAUAGCUCGACCGGCAGCAGCAACAACAACAACUGCAACAACAGCUAUGCCAACAACAAGGGAUCAGCAGCAGCAACUGCUGCGACACUGGAAGGCGUAGAAUAUGCCAACGAGCAGAGCGAGAAUUUUGUCGUCACCAGCGGGUACAUACAAGAAUCCAUUUCAAAUGCCCUGAAACAAGGCAAUCUAAGUCCAGAGCUUGAGGAGAAACUGGUGAAUAUGCGCAAAAAGCAGGAGCUAAACAAUUCCCAGAACUUGGGCGAAUGGACGCCAUCGACGCACAGAUCCAACACUCUGGUGGACGGGGCUAGCACAUCAUCGCGUCGUCGCACCGCUUCGACGCGUCACAACAACAACAAUGACGAUGAGGAGUGGAAGCUACGCACGCCAUCGAAGCGUCAGCACACCGUGUCCAACAGCAGUCAGCACAAUAGCAACAACACCGCGGUGCGCAACAAUCGCAAACCGUUGCCGCUUGAGGAUACCGCAAAUCUCAGUGAGCCGAAGCAAACGCAGCUGGAGCGCCACAAGGAUUUGCUGAAGAAGAGCAUUUUACGCAAGCGAUCGCUGCUCGAGCGCAAUUUGCAGAAUGAGAUACGCGAAGAAGUCGAGGCCAAGGUGAAGCGACAUGUGCGCACGUUGAGCACUUCAACGCCGCCACGCAAGGAAAUUGAACGCUCCUCAGUGUACACUGAGCGAUUGGAUCAAACGAUUAAUGAGCCGAAGAAAAACAACCCGAAGCCGCCAACCGCUGCACGCACGUUGUCCUCCGAGCCGCCAACAUCGCUGCACAGCCGGCAGAGCGUAGGACGACCCAAGAAGAUGACCAGAAAGAAGGAGAAGCUGUAUUGCAUUUGCCGCAAGCCCUACGACGACACCAAAUUCUAUGUUGGUUGCGAUUUGUGCAGCAAUUGGUUCCACGGCGAUUGCGUCAACAUCACCGAGGAGGCUUCGAAGAAACUCACCGAAUACAUUUGCAGCGAUUGCCAGAAGGCGCGUGAAACGCAGCAGCUUUACUGCAGCUGCCGCCAGCCAUACGAUGAGUCACAAUUUUACAUUUGCUGUGAUAAGUGCCAGGACUGGUUCCAUGGCCGUUGCGUUGGCAUUGUCCAAAGCGAGGCCGAGUACAUAGACGAGUAUGUCUGUCCCGACUGCCAACGCAAUUCCGAUGCAAAUACGGCGAACACCAAAUGCCUAACGCCAACUGAAGUUGUCGAACUCAAGAGCCUGAUCAGGCAAAUACAGUUGCACAAGAGUGCUUGGCCUUUUAUGGAACCGGUUGAUCCGGACGAGGCACCCGACUAUUACAAAGUGAUUAAGGAGCCCAUGGAUCUCAAGAAGAUGGAAAUGAAACUCGAAUCAAACACUUACACCAAGCUCGCUGAAUUUAUUGGUGAUAUGACAAAAAUCUUUGAUAACUGCCGCUAUUAUAAUCCCAAGGAGUCGUCGUUCUACAAAUGCGCUGAAGCGCUGGAAUCUUUCUUUGUGCAGAAGAUCAAAAGCUUUCGUGAACAUGUUUUCAACCAAAGCAAUUGAAAGAUAAUUGAUCAAAUUGUUGGUGCAAUUGGAUUAAGCUGGAUUUAAACAAGAACCAGAUUAGUAAUAAUAAUAAGAAAAACAAAGUAAUACACAAUUACUUUUAAACUCACAACAACAACAGCAGCAGCAAGAAAAUGAAAGCAGCAGAAACAUUUUAAUUUUUAUAUAUAGUAAACGAGAAAACUACAUAAAUUUACUACUUUAAGUAAAUAGGACUAGAUUUGUAGCAACUCCAAAAUAUUACUACUAUAACUGUAAAUAUUUAUAUAUAUGCGCAUAUAUAAAUAAAAAAUAUAUAUAUAUAAAAUUAACUGAAGCUAAAUGUAAGUGCAAUUAGCUGUGUAGUCAAGUCAGUAGAGUAUUGUAUUACUGAGAGAAAUAUGAAUAUGAAAAGAUUAAUUGGAGUAGCUAAGUUCACACACAAUUUUUAAGUUCUUUUAUGAAGAGCAAAACAAUUAACAAUUUAAAUUUAACUAAGUAGUGUUUGACUAUGUACAGCCGAAAUGAGAUGUAAAUAAACACACACACACACACAUGCAUUUGUCUUGAUACAUAUGUAUGUAUGUUAUGAGAAUAUAUCAAGCAUAAAAAAGGGAAUAUCUAUAUAUGCAUACAUAUACAUAUGUAUCUGUAGAAUUUGUACAUAUAAUAUGAAUGUAAACUGUAUUUAUAACGCGCAUAUUGCAGCUAAGCAAAUGAAAUAAACGAACGUUUGAUUCAACGA